CAGCUUUGAACCGGUUUUGUCGCCGGCUACAAAGCGGUGUGAAACGUAUGCAGAGUGCGCAUUGUUGAUGCAGGGUGCUCUCUUUCCACACGGACAUCACAGAGCCCAGCAGACAGGCCGGCGUGCGUGUGCGGCGCUUUCUCGUUUAUGUCAUUUGUGGUGAUUCUGCAAGAAGAGAUUUUAACCAGGAAAACAUCCUACAUGGAAAGUUGCCGUGUAACGCGCAGCUCUGCAGGGUCCUGCUGCUGUUUGUGUAGAUGCUGAGGAACCCCUCAUCUGUCGAAACUGUAGCAGAUCCCGGAGGGCAGCAGUAUCAUCAGCACCAUGGCUCCAUCUACGAAAGUGCUGGACGGAGGCUGGGGAUGGGCGAUUGUCGUGGCCUCCUUCAUGACCCAGCUCCUGGCCUAUGGAUCACCCCAGUCAAUGGGCGUCCUGUACCCCGAGUGGCUGCAUGCCUUCCAGGAGGGCAAGGGCAUGACGGCCUGGGUGGGCUCCCUUGUGGCUGGAGUGGGCCUAAUAGCCAGUCCUGUCUGCAGUGCCUGUGUGGACAACUUCGGGGCUCGUCCUGUGACAAUCUUCAGUGGCGUUAUGGUGGCGGGCGGCCUGAUGCUCAGUGCCUUUGCUCCAAAUGUCCAGUUCCUCAUCUUUUCCUAUGGAAUUGUGGUCGGCCUGGGUUGCGGUCUGGUCUACGCAGCCACGCUGACAAUCACCUGUCAAUAUUUUGACAAGAGACGUGGCCUUGCCCUCGGCAUUGUCACCACAGGCACAAGCGUUGGAGCGUUCAUCUAUGCCACUGCUCAGAACGAGCUCAUUGUGCUGUACGGCCUGGACGGCUGCCUGCUAAUCAUCGGAGCUGUAGCAUUAAACAUCAUGGCCUGCGCCGGCUUCAUGAGACCCCUUAACAUGCCAGGGUACUACCUCAAACAGAAGGCCGCCCUGGAACGCAACACAGAGGAGCAGCUCUUCGAGAAGCCCCCGCUGGAUGACCUGAGGAUCACAACAGGUUCCUCCGCGACUUCUCCAGAGAAAACUCUGAUGGUGAAGGAGCUGCUCAUCACAAUGGAUGCCAAGGACUUGGCCAUUCAGACAGAGAAGAAGAAAGGCAGCUUUCUGUCUGGGUUGGCCAUCAUGAAAGUCAUUAAGAAAAAGCAGCAGGCUUACUCAAAGUACAUGCACUCCAUAUAUGAGAUCCUGCAAGACCAAGCCAUGGUGGCCUUCUGUAUUGCUGUCUUCCUGUUCAGCCUGGGGGCGUUCCCUCCUGUGCUCUUUAUAGAGGAUGUGGCCCAGAGCCAAGGACUCAUAGAGGAAGUUAGUGUCAUUCCUCUGGUAUCAAUAGGGGCUAUCGCCACUUGUGUGGGGAAACUAGUGCUGGGUAUGCUGGUGGACAUCAGGUGGAUCAACAGCAUCUAUCUGUACGCCUUCACCAUGUUUGCAGGAGGUGUGUCACUGCUUCUUAUUCCUAUCACUAAGAGUUAUGUGGGACUGCAGAUCCUGUCUGUCAUCCUGGGUUUCUUCUCUGGAAACUGGUCUCUCACCUCUUACAUUACAACUAAGAUUGUUGGCUUGGACAGACUGACGCAAGCCCACGGCAUCCUCAUGUUCUUCGGGGGAUUUGGAAUCAUGCUAGGACCCCCUGUUGUAGGGUGGUUCUUUGACUGGACGCAAUCAUAUGACUUGGCGUUCUACUUCAGUGGGGGCUGUGUGGUGCUGGGAGCGGUCAUCCUCUCGCUGCUCACCCUUCCCUGCUGGAACAGGAAGCACUCUGAGAACGACAGACCGGACGUCCAUUACACCAGCAACUGUGACAAAGUUGCCUCUGUAGCCUGAACACUAGCACCUUUCAGAAGGACUCAGAUCUCACCCCUACUGCCCAGCAACUGUCCACUGACAAACCAUACCUUAACGACCUCUAGGAGGAAUUUUCUUUCUGUAACUAUACCGUAUAGGGCUUUCCCCCUUAUUUCUGCUGCCAGGUUCUAAUAUACCAAAAUACUUGCCAGAGGUUUUGAAAUACAGGCCUCUCCUCUGUACUUUGCCUGCAUUUCUCAGGUUCAAACCAUAUGAUCUUUUCAAAGGUUUGACUCUGAUGCCUGUGUUGAUUUUGUUUUUAUUAUUGCCUCAUUUUACGAGGUCAGCUGAACAAUACUGUUCAACAAUCGUCCAACUUCGUGUUUAUGUAAAACACUGGUUUUCACUUCACCGACACUCUGAAAACAGACAUGGAGCCGUUCAUAAUGCUGGGAAGAAAAACAUUGGUAAAAUUGUUGGGUGUUCAUUUAACACAAUAACAACAUUUGACACCACUCUAAAUAUGCACAAAAAAUCUCCCAGGAUUCUUACUGGAACAGAGAGUACAGGGAUUGGAAGGAAAUAGGAAGCCGUUUUUUUCUUUUGAUAAUCGUAAUUUUAACAACACAUUUUUAUUUUGUAUGGGAGUUUUAAUUUAUAUCUUAAUUACACCACUAUGUAUCUUACCAAAGCAUCAAUGAUAGACAAUGCCUGUCAACACAUAAUGCCUGUUGGAACAAUACAAAAGCCUUGCUUUAUAGAUAAUUUUUUGUUUUCAAGUGACUGAAUUUAUACUUUUUUAAGAUGGUUUGAGUUCCACAUACCUCCUGUUUAUGAAUCACUCAGAGACUUUUUGAAUAAGUUAUGCUGAUUCAAAAAACAUGUAAAAACACUGAAGAGAUCUUACUGUAUUUCCAACCAUAGCAGCAUGUUGAUUCUCUUUGUGGCAUGAUGAUCAUGACCUUUGCUGGCAUUCAUUUUGACCAGGCUGUUCCUUUUCCAUUGUGUGUAUGUUUGUGUGUACAGUAUGUUUUGUGUGUGUGUACCUGUCUGCACAUGCAUGUUUGCAUACGUGCACAGGUUCGUCUGUGUGCAUUGUUUGAUAAACUUUUGUAUUAGCACUAGUUUGUAAAGUCCUAUGUGCUAGUGACUUUUAUAUGCACAAAACAGCCACAAAGCUGUAAAAAACUGUUUUUGUUUGAGAUGAAAGUUGAUUAUUGUAAUCAUAAUUGUAAUGAAUAUAUUUCAAUAGGCUUUUAGAAUCAAUUGAAUGUUGUUAAAUAUACCACUACAGAUGUAUUUUUGAUAGUUCCAGUUUCAGGCGUAAGGGUAAAUCUGGGACAUUAGUGUUUUGUGUUUGUAGAGGGUAUUUACAAGGUGCAGAUGAGGUACAAUUUGUACCAACCUAGAAGAGAAAGUGUGUUUGGCUGUCACAUUUUAGCCACUCUUAUUUUUUAUGCCAGUAUUAUAUUUGUUUAUAUUCCUGUUCUAUUAUUUUAUUUAAA
Molecule: messenger RNA, 3293 nt
Organism: Chelmon rostratus (copperband butterflyfish)
Lineage: Eukaryota; Metazoa; Chordata; Actinopteri; Chaetodontiformes; Chaetodontidae
Product: monocarboxylate transporter 9-like
Exons: 6
Coding region: 325-1827 (500 amino acids)
Biological process (GO): transmembrane transport; monocarboxylic acid transport
Molecular function (GO): monocarboxylic acid transmembrane transporter activity
Source: RefSeq, a predicted model, not a curated record